UAGCACCCCGUCUUCCGAAACCCGACCCAACCCCCGACGAAUUUUUAGACAAAAACCCAGACCUGAACCCCGAAGACUCUACCCCGACAAACCCCGACGCUUAGCCACAUGCGGGCAAAACCCCAACUCCAACUAUUUUUUAGCAAAAACGCCGUCUCGAACCCCGAAGGAUCCACGGCAAACCCCAAUCCCUGACGAUCCCGCACACAUAGGCUCAGGGUUCUACCCUUAUUUCAAAUAUAAUUAUUUUUCAAAUUUAGCAUUAAUGUCCCUAGUCGUAAUUCAUCAUGGAAGUGAUUUAUUAUUGGCAACUAAACAUUUGGAUAUAGGGAUCACACAAGUUAAACUGAGUAACCACGAUUUGUCAAUUAUGGGCGAAGAUGAAUUGGUCAAACAAAAUAGAAAAAAUCAAGAAAAUUUGUUCGAAUUAAAAAAUAAUUUGAGAAGACUUAGAUUGAAUAGAGAAUUGAAAGGGAUAAAAUGGGAAGAGUCUAAAUUUAAAAUUGAACUGAAAGGAUCAGGAAAUGAGUUUGAUAAUACACUAAAAGAGGAAUUUAUUGAAUUAAAAUUCGAUGAAAUUUUAAACAAAAUUUAUUUGAAGCAAGUAGACUUGAACGAGCAAAGAUUUAAAAUUAAACCAGAUGAAGGUACAUUGAAGAUAAAAAAUGAAGAGGAAUUGAAACAAGUUCUAGACAAGAUUGAGAUAAUUAAGGAGAAAGAGAAGAUGAUGGUAGAAUUGAAGAAAAUUAAUUUUGAAGAGGAUGAAGAGAGAGAAAAAGGGUUUUUGAAGAAACUGGAAGGUGAGUUAGAGGGAAUAAAGGAUGAAGAAGAUAAUAAGAUAAAACGAUUGGAGGGGGAAAAAGAGGUGAAGGGGAAAGAAGUUAGAAAUAAAAAGGAAGAAUUGACAAAAAAUUUUAAAAAAGAAGUUGAAAAUAUGAAGGAAGGAUAUAAUAAAGAAAUGGGAAGGAUCAAAGAGGAAAUGAAGUUGAAGGAGAGAGAGAUGAAGAAGUUUGGGGAGAUGGAAGAUAAGAGUAAAAAUGAGAAGGAUAAGAAGAAGGUAUUGGACAAAGAGAUGGAUUCUGAGGUUAAAAUGAAGGAUUCGGAGGUUAAAAUGAAUGAUUUGGAGGUUAAAAUGAAGGAUUCGGAGGUUAAAAUGAAGGAUUCGGAGGUUAAAAUGAAGGAUUCAGAGGUUAAAGAGAAGGAUUCGGAAGUUAAAAUGAAUGAUUUGGAGGUUAAAAUGAAGGAUUCGGAGGUUAAAAUGAAGGAUUCGGAGGUUAAAAUGAAGGAUUCAGAGGUUAAAGAGAAGGAUUCGGAAGUUAAAAUGAAGGAUUUGGAGGUUAAAAUGAAGGAUUCGGAGGUUAAAAUGAAGGAGCUUGAAGAUAGGAAGGAUAACCUGAAGAAACUACAUGAGGAAGAAUUUAAAGAGAAAGAUGCUAAAUAUUCUAAAGAUUUGAAGAAAUUGGACGAUGAAUUGAAAAAUUUUGUGGAUGAGAAAUUAAAAGAGAAAUUGAAGAAUAUUCGAUCAAGAAAAAAUUAUCAUUUAAAAAUGAAGUAUAUCUGUGAAAUGAAAAUUGAAAUUAAAGAAGAAUUCAGAAGAAUUAAGGAAGAGAAAAUUGAAAAAGAAGAGGAGGAAGAAAAUAUGCGAAAAAUACAAAAAGAAAUUGAAAAAGGAAUAAAAGAAGAGGGAAAACUGAAGGAAGAAAUAGAUAAAUUGUCUGUUGAAGCAGAUAAGAUUUUAAGAGAUUUGGGAAGAUUUAAGCUAAUUGAAAAUGAUAAUGGCAUUUUUUCAUUUUUCAAUUAUGCAACGUCAAAUAAAUUUAAUUCCAAUUGCUAUGGAGAAACAGAAAAGGAAUAUGAAAUGGAGGUGAAAUUGGGAAGUUUGGAAUAUGAACAUAAAGGUAAAUUAAAGGAGAAGCAUGAAUUAGAGCCCGGACCGUACCGUACUACGGCCGUAUUUUUCGGUAUUUAUCGGUAUUCCGUAUCGGUAGUACGGCACGGAAUACGGUACGGUAAAAUUUUGAAGUUUAUCGGUAUUUAUCGGUAUCGGUAUUUUUCGGUAUUCCGUAUCGGUAAUACGGUACGGAAAAACUAA
Messenger RNA from Meloidogyne enterolobii, 2092 nucleotides. Lineage: Eukaryota; Metazoa; Nematoda; Chromadorea; Rhabditida; Meloidogynidae. The record is from the annotation of a GenBank genome assembly.